Saccostrea echinata is the source of this 1326-nucleotide messenger RNA. RefSeq lists its product as uncharacterized. Gene Ontology annotation, biological process: proteasome-mediated ubiquitin-dependent protein catabolic process; protein polyubiquitination. The coding region runs from base 1 to 1326 and encodes 441 amino acids. The transcript has 5 exons. NCBI's taxonomy places the organism in Eukaryota, Metazoa, Mollusca, Bivalvia, Ostreida, Ostreidae. The record is from RefSeq and is a predicted model, not a curated record. Gene Ontology annotation, molecular function: ubiquitin protein ligase activity.
AUGGAUCCUCGCUCAAAAGCCCAGGAUGUGAUGCGAUGUGACCUGUGUGAGACCGCUGUGGUACAGAUGCACUGUGAUACGUGCCUUGUCAAUCUGUGUAAGGCCUGUGACAUUGCCUCUGAUGUACAAAACAGGAUGAGUCAGUUAGAAAAGGAAUAUGGAGAUCUCUCAACAGCCAUAACAAAACAUGGAGAGGACUGGCACAGAGAAAUUGACAAACUUGUCAAGAAACUUAAAGCUGAAGCUGAUGAGAUGAAAAGGAAACAAUUAAAAAUUCUACAGAAACAUUUAGAUGAGAUACACAAAAAAAUUGCAGACAUCAAAUGUAAAAUCAAUUCAAUUGAAUCUCUGCUGGAUUCUCAAGUUAAAAAACUGCUUGAUGAACCAGAGAUCGUCACCACGAUAGAAACUGGAUAUAGGCAGCAUUAUACUGUGGCCUGUCUGAGUAAUGAAAAAAUCUGGACAGGUGGAGACAGCACCAUAAACCUCUACAGCAUCAAUCAAGGAUCAUUGCUCAAGUCAAUCACAACCAGGUCAGAGUACACACCAGAGGACAUAGCAGUGGCAAAAAGUGGAGAUUUAAUUUAUGUUGAUAAUAGUGAUAGAACAUUGAACAUUUUUAAGAGUGAAAAGAUUGAGGUGAUCAGACUACAGAGUUGGAUACCUUGCGGUGUAUGUGGCACUUCCUCUUUUGACCUCCUGGUUAUCAUGUACAGUGCUGAUUACCAACAAUCAAAAGUUGUCCGUUACUUUGGCUCAACAGAGAAACAAACCAUUCAGUUUGAUGAUAAAGGUAAAGCUCUCUUAUCUCCUUGGCCUUAUUACGCACGUAUAACUGAGAACAGGAAUCUGGAUAUCUGUGUGGCUGAUAAAGAAGCUAUGGCUAUAGUAGUGGUUAAUCAGGCCGGAAAACUGAAAUUCAGAUACACUGGACACACUCCUGCUCCUAAGAACCAACCAUUUAGUCCACGAGGAAUCACCACAGACAGUCAGAGUUACAUACUUACAGCUGAUUAUAGUAAUGACUGUGUCCACAUCAUAGACAAGGAUGGACAGUUUCUCCGUUACAUAGACUGUGGACUGAGUGAUCCCUGGGGACUGUGUAUUGAUACAAAUGACAAUUUGUUUGUUGCUCAAUGGAGGAGCAGCAGAGCUAGAGCAGUAGUGGUGCUCAAUCAAGCCGGUAAACUGCCGGUAGACGCGUCGGCCAGUAUAAAAUGGCGUCACUCUUUUGAGUAUAUUAGGGACACAGACUCAAAGCGUUCAAUCCAAUGGCAUCUAUUUCCAAAUGUUCUGCUAAAAACAGUAAAACAUGUGAUGUUUUGA